Corticium candelabrum is the source of this 2526-nucleotide messenger RNA. RefSeq names its product probable serine/threonine-protein kinase mps1. Bases 83 to 2410 code for a protein of 775 amino acids. Gene Ontology annotation, cellular component: nucleus; kinetochore. The transcript is spliced from 13 exons. Lineage: Eukaryota; Metazoa; Porifera; Homoscleromorpha; Homosclerophorida; Plakinidae. Gene Ontology annotation, molecular function: protein serine/threonine kinase activity; protein binding; protein serine/threonine/tyrosine kinase activity. The record is from RefSeq and is a predicted model, not a curated record. Gene Ontology annotation, biological process: meiotic spindle assembly checkpoint signaling; mitotic spindle assembly checkpoint signaling; protein localization to kinetochore.
UAUUUUUUAAACUGGGAUUUCAAAACGAGCGCGUUUUUUCUUCGUUUUUCUUUAUACAAUAGCUACAACUUAUGUGUCUAACAUGAACUUUACUGUAGAGGAGAUCAUCACAAAACUAAAGUUCAAUGAUGAGGACUCAAGUGCGACGCGGACACGUUACGAGCGGCUGUUGCGUGAUCAUCCUCUGUGUGCAUAUGUUUACGUUUUCUUCGCGGAAUUUGAGUUGAGUCAAGGAAAUCGUGAGGGGAGUAUUAAGAUGUUGAAGACGGGCGUACGCAAAAAAGCUCAACCGUUUGGACUUAUGCGAGCCGCUCAAGACAACAUAUGGAACAGCCGUCCUGUUCUAGAUGACAGUCUACUGGCAACAAUACGAAACACCAGCAGUAGCAGUUCAGAUUCCUCAUCGAUGCACAAUACACAACCAACAACCAUCACUAAGUCAUUACAAACGGUUUGCAAAGAUGAUAGUGAAGUCGUGUCUGCUGCAGAGAAAGGAGAGGAAAAUGUAGAUGGCACUGGGUGGCAGUUGAAUUAUUACGAGGAGGGUAGACUGCAGUCUAUGGAAACUCAAAGUUCUGAUAAUGCCAUUCCUAUUGAGACGCCUUCACAUCAUCCUUCUAACAACAUUGAUACGAACACCGUCUCUUACCAGGAUCCUUUGUCCGAGCGUGUCACGCAAAUGCUACAAGAGAAACGAUCUCACGAAUGCUCUAGUGGAGUAAAGGCCAGCAGAAAACCAAGACGACGACGUCACCGUGGAACUCAACCACCUGCGUUGUAUGUGCCAGUAAAAUCACUAAAUGCACAUGAAGACAACAAACAUGACAAAGACGCCUUAACAAACGCCGACAAUAACUCCUUGCCGGGUUGGGUUUACACACCAAGUAGUCACGUGACACGCAGUUUAACAAGGCACAUGGACACACACAAGAGCAACACUGUAUGUGGGAUGAUGAGCCCUGAACUUCCCGUAGUGAGGAACCUACCAGCAAGGUCUGUGUCAGCGAUCAAGAUGGCUGCAUUGGAUAAGAAAGAAACGACGUGUAGUGACCACAAGCAGCCGUCUUGUCAGUCACUUUCAAUGCAAACGAAGACAACCGACACGUUUCUCAAAAUGCAACCGCCUGGGCAACGAGUUGCCAUAGAGACAUGUGAAAAUCAGGACGAAAGGUGGAAGGAGGUGGUGAUGCCGCGGGGGCAUGAAUUGUCAAUGAAGAAGGAAAAUCAAGAAUCAGGAAAUCGGAUUUGUAUUAAUAGGAAUUGGUAUGAAAAGGUUGGAGUGUUGGGUUCGGGAGCAUCGAGUCGGGUUUUUAGUGCCGUUGCUCUCAACAGCAUCACUCAUGAUCCAGUUGCUAUAAAAUGUGUAGAUCUCAGUGUUGUUUCUGACAAGGCAGUUAGAGAUACGUUCAUGCAGGAAAUUGCCGUACUGGAGGAAUUGAACAAGGGAGGCUGCAAGCAUAUUAUCAAACUACAUGAAUGGGAGUAUCGUGAACACAACAUGAUGCUGUAUAUUGUUAUGGAAAAGGGUGACAAGGAUUUGAGUUGUUUGAUCAAGGAGACAGGAGCUUUGCCAUUGUGGAAAGUGCAAGCAUUUUGGAGCAACAUGCUUGAAGCCGUCCAGGCUAUUCACAGAUUCAAGAUAAUUCACAGUGAUCUAAAGCCAGCGAACUUCAUUGUCUUCAACGGCUACUCACUCAAGCUGAUUGACUUCGGUAUUGCUGAUAAGAUCGAGAACGAGAGAACAAGCAUCCAACGUGAUCUAGAGAAGGGCACACCAAACUACAUGGCACCAGAGGCAAUUAGAGCCGGCUGCAAUGCACAAGGGGUCAUGAAGGUCGGUCCUUCCAGUGACAUUUGGUCUCUGGGUUGUAUUCUCUACUCAAUGCUCUACGGUCACGCGCCAUUCAGCCACAUCAGACAGAUGAAACUGAUGGCAAUCACCGACAACAGCGUCCAGAUAGACUUCCCACCUUUAUCUAUACCCGACAGCCAGAAUGCAAUAGACAUGCUCAAGAGAUGUCUACAGAGGAAUCCCAAACAGAGAGCGACAGUUGAAGAGUUGCUUAAUCAUCCGUGGCUUGUGGGCACUCAAGCGGUUGAGUUGUCUACAGCAAAGAGACCAGCGAUGGUGUCAAUUGAGAAGCCUCCUGUAGCCAAUCACAACCAUCUAGUUCAUGAUCAGCAACAAGAUUUGAGAGAGAUUAACAGCCAUGCUAUCCGUAUAGCUCGAGCAGGUUUGAAGCCUCUUGCUGUGUCACAGAACAAGAAAUACAUGAAAAUACAACAAGCAGAACUAAAGGAAAACAUGGGACUCGGGACGUUGCUGAAAAAUGGAUUGAAGGAAAAGUAUAAAAACGCCAUGGACAGCAUAACAGAGACAUCCGAACAAUCGUCAUGGAGUCUCUCAUGAUGUCAUUGCCUCUAAGUUGUAAGUAACCAAACAUGCAAACAGCAUAUGUACAGCAAGUAAAAUCGACCGACAUUAAUUGUUCUGUUGCGUUGGGUUGAGACAGUAACAUAUAUAGC